Molecule: messenger RNA, 1212 nt
Organism: Dracunculus medinensis (Guinea worm)
Lineage: Eukaryota; Metazoa; Nematoda; Chromadorea; Rhabditida; Dracunculidae
Source: the annotation of a GenBank genome assembly
UUUUACUUGAUUUUUAGUAUGUUCGAUGGAACGUCGGCGAUUCGAAAUGUUUUUUUAAGUUUGACAAAAAUUAUCCGCCAACAAUCAGUUGAUACUGGGCGUCGGCGAUUGGCGAUAUCACCUCAUCUCGGUCGUCCAACUCGGCACGUAAGAAUUGUCGAUCAGCAUGUUAACGAUAAAUAUGUACAGUUGAAUCAAUACAGACUUAUGGAGGAAAUUGGCCAGGGAUCGUAUGGAAUUGUCAAACUCGCAUAUAACGAAAAGGAUAAAAAUUUAUAUGCGCUUAAAGUAUUGGAUAAAACGAAACUUAUCAAAAAUUUCGCUUUUUUUCCUCCACCGAAAAGGCAUAAAAGAGCGCAAUCAUCAAUGAAGGAUCCCAUGCAACUUGUUCAACGUGAAAUUGCCAUUCUUAAGAAAUUGAAUCAUCCAAAUGUAGUUAAACUUGUUGAGGUUUUGGACGAUCCAAGCGACAAAUUUAUCUACAUGGUUUUUGAAUACGUAGAGAGAGGAUCAGUCUUGGAAAUACCAACAGAUAAACCUUUGCGAGAAGAUAUUACGUGGAGAUAUUUUAGAGAUACUCUACAAGGGCUGGAAUACUUGCAUUUUCAAAAAAUCGUGCAUCGUGACCUCAAACCAUCAAAUCUAUUGCUGUCAGAAAUAGGUCAUGUUAAGAUCGCAGAUUUCGGUGUUUCAUGCGAAUUCGAAGGGAUUGAUGCAUUUUUGACUGGAACGGCAGGUACUCCAGCUUUUAUGGCCCCUGAAGCCUUAGUGGAAGAUUCUUCACUUUUCUAUAGUGGCCGAGCCCAGGAUAUUUGGUCACUUGGCAUAACUUUAUAUGCUUUAUUAAUUGGCCAUGUACCAUUCACAGACAACUAUAUUAUUGCCUUGCAUAAGAAAAUCAAGAAUGAUCCUGUUAUUUUUCCGGAAAAUAUUUUUAUUAGUGAUGAUUGUAAAUCCUUGAUUUUGAAUAUGCUGAUCAAAGAUCCUGGCCUUCGAUUCAUGCUUCAUGAAAUAAAGGAGCAUAAAUGGGUAAGUAUGAAUGGAAAACUGCCAAUGCCAUCCGAAAGUGAAAAUUGUCAGUUGAUUACGGUCACUGAUGAGGAGAUUCAGAAUUCGUUACGUGUGAUACCUCGCCUUGAUACAUUAAUUCUUGUAAAAGCGAUGGGUCACAGGAAAAGAUUUGGGAAUCCCUUCAGGUUUUUUACUUUAUAG